Drosophila miranda is the source of this 3003-nucleotide messenger RNA. RefSeq names its product transcription factor Sp4 (gene pad). Gene Ontology annotation, molecular function: RNA polymerase II cis-regulatory region sequence-specific DNA binding; DNA-binding transcription factor activity, RNA polymerase II-specific; zinc ion binding. Lineage: Eukaryota; Metazoa; Arthropoda; Insecta; Diptera; Drosophilidae. The record is from RefSeq and is a predicted model, not a curated record. Bases 118 to 2931 code for a protein of 937 amino acids. The transcript is spliced from 5 exons. Gene Ontology annotation, cellular component: nucleus. Gene Ontology annotation, biological process: regulation of transcription by RNA polymerase II.
CUAACAAUAGAGCGUCGCAGCAGACAGAAAAAAAAACAACAAAUAUUUGCAUGUCAAUAAAAUAAACAUUCUUUACCUACCUUAAAGCAAGCGCAGUCUUGUCAGUCGGCGGGAAAGAUGGCCAACUCGAAUAGCAAUGUGCGGUGUAUCAACUACUACGACCUGUGUCGCAUCUGUACAGACAGUAGUGACCAGAACACCAACGUAUUCUCGGCCGAGGGACGCGCCAAGAAUCUGAGCUCAAAGAUAUACGAAUGCCUGUCCUUGCAGAUUGACGAAAAGGAUCGGCUGCCCAAGGUGGUUUGCGGCCAGUGCGUGCAGCAAGUGGAGCAGAUUCAUUCCCUGCGCCACACUUGCAAGAAGUCCCAGACGAUGCUCAACGACUGCCUGAACAUUCCCCCGAUCCAGAGCCACAACGACAAGCUCUACAUCAAAGAUGACAUCGACGACACAGGCGAGAGUCUCAGCGUGGUGGGCAGCAGCUCAGUACAGUCCACUCCAGCCAGUAGCAGCAGCAGUCAAUCCAAUAAUCUGCUCAGCAGUAUUAUCCAGGCGGUGGGCAUGCAACCCCAGCAGCAAUUUACCAUCACGGUGGACAACACUCUGCAACAGGCGCCUCCGCCUCCGGUCCAGCCCAAGUCGGAGAAGCAAUCUGUCUUGGAGGAGUUUAUACGUCUUAAGCCAGAGAUCAAAAUAACUCCCUUGGGCAAGAAGGACCCCAGUAGUGUUCCCGUUUCCGCAGUCCCUAGAAAGCCACAACAGCAGUCGGGGACGCCGACUUUACAGCCGCCGCCUCUGCAGCCACAAACAAUGAGAAAUACAGCCACCACUCCACAGAUGCAAUUACAGCCAAUGCUAAGCGAGCAGUCCAUCUGGCAGCAGAUACAACAACUCCAGCUGCAGCAACAGAUCCAACAGCUUACCAGUCUAUUGGCGGCCAACACUCAGUUCUCGGCAUCAGAGGACGGCUCCAGUCCGAGCGAAAACAAGACACCAAAGCUCAAUUUUGUGCAAUCCGCGCCAGCUGGACCCCAAUUUACCACAUCGCUCCCUCAGUUUGCUGGAGCCCAGCCCCAGUUGCAGCUGCAGUUAAUGCCCGUUGGGGGAGCAGGUACAGCAGCUGCGGGGCAAACGCAGUUGAAUGCCACAGCUCUGCUCUCCAGCCUGUCUAGCCCGCAGACGGGCACGAGUGCAGGGGCAGGAAAUAUUCUGUCGCCCAACAAAUGUUUCCUGCCCAUAACCAUUCGCGACGAGAACUCCGAUCAACAGAUAGUGGCGCACAUUGAUACCAAAAAUCUGGUGCUGCCCACCACUUACCAGGUGCAGAUGAAACUGCAGCCACAGCUGGCCACCGCCGAUGGUCAGCCAAUCAUGGAGUUGACGUCCACGUCCAUUCCAGCCACACUACAGCUGACGCCGCAGACCUUGGGCAAUGCAAACAAUUACCAGGGCGCCACCCCAGCAGUCCCGUCUACAGGACAAUUUCAGAACAUUUUCAUUUCGCCCCAGCCUCCACAACAACAAUCGCAGCAGACGUUUCAGCAGCCGAAACAUCCGCAACUUUCAUCACACACAGCGACAGUGACAUCUCAGCAGAUCAUCAGAUCGCCUACGUCGAAUGCUACAACUCCGCAGCUGCUGAUAAGAAAUGUCCCCGCCGUAUCGACCAUGGCCAAGAACAUCAAAGAUGAGCCGACCUUUACGAUUCCCUCGCCCAGACAAAGGCAAAUGCACCCGCAGCAGCAGCACCUACAGCAACAAGCAGUAAACCCCAAAAAGAAUACUUCGCAAACGUCAUCGUCUGUAUCCCAGCAACAAUCGCCUGUUCGCAGUGCAGAGCUUAAGCGCGUGAUGGCCCAGGUGAAACAACUGCCGCCUGUGGAUCCCUCGCCAACAACCACAGCGUCCAAUACGGCUGCCUUGCAGCGACUUUCCUCGAAUACCACCAUCACGAAGGUGGCCAAGCCGCAGACAGUGCCGGCUCGCUCGAAUAUGCCGCUUCUAAACAAACAGAACAUAACAAUCAGUCGAAUCCCCGCGCAAACUGUAAACCAAACGAACCUCCCCAAACCAUCUAUUCCAGCUCCUGCUCCAGCUCCAUCUCUGGCCACUGCAAUACAUAAACCGACUCUUGACCCUUCUCCAAUGCACCCUCCAAUAGCAGUGCAACACAAGAAAAUAAUGAUGGAGAGACAAGAGAAGCAAGCGCCGAUAUCAAAAAUUCAACGCCCGCCGCAGCCCAUCUGCCCAGCGCCUGGUAAGUCUCCGGAUGCGCCUCCUCCCGGUCUGACCUGCCCCAAGUGCAAUCGCGAGUUCAAGAAGAGGGAGCAUCUCGUCCAGCAUAUAAAGCUGCACGCAGGCCUGCGUCCCUACAAAUGCACGGAGGAGCAGUGCGACAAAGCCUUCAGUCGCAAGGAGCACUUGUCGCGGCAUCUGAUCUCCCAUUCGGGCAAGAAGCUCUUUAUAUGCGAGGCUUGUAAAAAGCCCUUCUCCCGAAAGGACAAUUUGAGCAAGCAUAUGAGAAUCCACACACAUCCUCCGAACGAGACCCUGUACUGCUGCGAUGUUUGCAAUAAGAACUUUGCCACCAAGCUGCACUACGAGAAGCAUCGGGAAAUGCACAAGAAGCCACGGACAGCUCCUGUUUCUACUGUUACUUCCUCCACGACAGUUCGAAGCAAUGGCCAAGCUUCGUCAAAGGAUCUUACAUUUGAAAUCAAACAGCAAACUUCGCAGCAGCAAAAGCAAACUCCGGCUCAACCGCAUCAGACUCAAAUUAUGCAUGUGGUCACCACCCAGGAUCACGCUGGGAAUACCAUAACUAUUACCCAGGCCCCCGACUCAAAUAUGCCCUCAUCUCUGAACUAUGUUCAGCUGGGCUUCCCCAACUUUCCCAGCUCGACCGCUAACCAUUUAGUUUGUAAAAAGUAGACUGUCACCAAAACGAAACUUAGAUCGUACUAGUCCUUUGGAUCAGUCAGUUUGGUUUAAUCUGACUGCUGG